Anolis sagrei ordinatus is the source of this 4464-nucleotide messenger RNA. RefSeq names its product RNA guanine-7 methyltransferase (gene RNMT). Gene Ontology annotation, biological process: 7-methylguanosine mRNA capping. Lineage: Eukaryota; Metazoa; Chordata; Lepidosauria; Squamata; Anolidae. The record is from RefSeq and is a predicted model, not a curated record. Gene Ontology annotation, molecular function: mRNA 5'-cap (guanine-N7-)-methyltransferase activity. Gene Ontology annotation, cellular component: nucleus.
CACGUCGACCUUUCCGAAGGGAGGGGGUGGGAGGAGGAAGUGGCCGAGGAUGACCCCGGAUGCAAAACCCUUCAUUGUGGCGCUCGGCUUCUGAGUGCGGGACGGUGGGAAACUCAACUUCGGCGGCGUCGGAGGUUGUUUUAGGACCAUCUCUGAUUAACAUGGCUGAAGUAUUCGAAGGUGGAAAGAGGGAGAGAAAAAAAGUGGAAGCUGACAGUGUGAAUGCUAAACAGUCAAUGGUGGAUUCCUCUAUAUUUGAAAAUGAUGAUAAAACUUCAGAUAAUAAAUAUUGUGGUGAAGAUCAAACAGGAGAUGGGAAUGCUGCUGGUGACCGAACAAGAAAGAGAAAAUGGACUGAUGAAACUGAGGAGGUCCCUGCAAAGAAAAUGGUUGGUGGCACUGUUACUGGGUUUCCAGAGGAUGGAAAGGACUUGGCUGAAGAAGCAAAUAGAGCAACUUUUCCAGAUUCUGAUAUAAAGCCUGUUAGUACUGUAGAAGAUCAUAAAACGAAUAAAGAAUAUUGUGACACAACUGAAAGAGAAACCCCCAGUGCUUCUGAAAGCAGAAAAGGAGAAAAGAGAAAAAGGGAUUCAGAAUCUGAAGAGAAAGCACAUACAGAAGCUGUAGCAGCACACUAUAACAAGCUUGAAGAGGUUGGAUUACAGCAACGGAGUAUGAGUCGCAUUUUCUAUCUUCGAAAUUUUAACAACUGGAUAAAGAGUGUACUCAUUGGUGAAUUCCUUGACAAAGUACGACGGAGGAAGCAAAACAUUACAGUGUUAGAUCUGGGAUGUGGCAAAGGUGGAGACUUACUGAAAUGGAGAAAGGGCCAUAUCAGUAGGCUUGUAUGCACAGAUAUUGCUGGUAUUUCUGUACAGCAGUGUGAACAGCGGUACCAAGAUAUGAGAAACCGUGGUCGUCGCGAUGAGCGAAUUUUCAGUGCAGAAUUUAUAACUGCCGACAGCACCAAGGAACUUCUGUCCCAAAAGUACAAAGAUCAGAACAUGUCCUUUGACAUCUGCAGUUGUCAGUUUGUGUACCAUUAUUCAUUUGAGACCUAUGAGCAAGCUGAUAUGAUGCUCCAAAAUGCUUGUGAGCGACUGAGUCCUGGUGGAUAUUUCAUUGGUACCACUCCAGAUAGCUAUGAACUUGUAAAGCGUCUUGAAGCUUCACAAACAGACUCAUUUGGGAAUGAAAUAUACACAGUCAAGUUUGAGAAGAAGGGAGUAUAUGACAUGUUUGGCUGCAAAUAUGAUUUUAACUUGGAAGGUGUGGUUAAUGUCCCCGAAUUUCUAGUAUAUUUUCCACUGCUGGAAGAAAUGGCGAAGAAAUAUGGUAUGAAACUAAUCUACAAAAAGACUUUUGAGGAGUUUUAUGAAGAAAAGAUUAGGAAUGGGGAACAUAAAUUGCUUCUGCAACAAAUGCAAGGAUUGGAGAAAUAUCCUGCUGAUGAGAGUUCUGGGUUAGCUUCAGAUAAAAAAGAAGACUAUGAGCAUGCAGAAGUGCUCAGGAAAGAUAAAGACGUAAAGCUACCUCUUGGAACUAUGAGUACAUCUGAAUGGGAAGCAACAAGUAUCUACCUGAUAUUUGCAUUUGAAAAGCAACAGUAGAAGAAUAAAACAAAACUAAAUGCAGUAAAUGUGCUUGAGCAUCCAAAGUGACAACUAUUUUAUAUUUUUAUGUUUAAGCGUGUGCAGGACACAGCCAAAUUGGGCAAGCGUACAUAGGACUGGUGGUUGCCUGUCUGUGACAGAUGGAACACUUGUGUGUAUUGGUAUAUAAAUACAUGAAAUAGGAACUGGGCCUUCCUUUGCUUGGGAUCAUUAGGUCCUACUUUUUGCAAAUAGCAAGCUUUUUGGAAAUACUCAGGGUGUUUACAAACACAUGGUUGCCAUUUGCUGACUGCUUAAAAACCUACUUCAUGGCAGCUAUUACUGUAUGAUGAUCCACUUAUAGUAUAGCUUCCAUCCAUGUGGUAAUGUAACUGUUGCCAAGGGACUGAGGAUUUUGGUAAUUGUAUUACCAGAAGCUGCAGAUUAGCUAGCUUUGGAUUUUGUCAGAGCUUUCCCAAAGUAAAUUUUGAAGUUAUCACCAUCUGGCCAAUAUUAAUUUGAAAUUUCCCAUCAUGAGAUAAUGCUGAACUGUAUAAAGUUGUAAACAAGUACAUUUGCAAGUGCUGAGACAAAUGAGGUGGCACCAGGGCCUUCUGCUAUCAGUUGGAAAACUGUUGCCCCUCUUUUGGAGCUAUGCAAUCUGUUGUCUCUUUUUUUCCAGAAAAUAUCCCCCUUUCAAGCAAUUUCAGUGGAUGACAUUAAUUUUGGCUCAGUUGAAUGUAGCUCUGUGUGCCUCAAGAUGCCAGGCUUGGUUCCUCAUUCAUUGUCUGAGCUUUUCUAUAUCUCCAUUUCAUAAUGCAGUACUUUAAGUGUUAAAUAAUUGUAGUCUGUAAGUGUGGUGGGAGCAUAUUUGGAAGACUAUUCAUUUGCUAUUUGUGUUCAUUGGUUUGUAAUGCCUUUUCAUUGUCCAUGAUCAAGAUUAAAUGGAUUUCUGUUUUGUACUUCUGGUGUUAGCUACCUGUGUAUUCAUUUAGAAUAUUUCAAAGUACGGGAUGUAGCACACUAAACAGGAUGACAAUAAUUACGGCUCAGUUGAAUGUAGCAUUACUUUAGGAGCCAUUUCAUUGGCAACAAUAUUUGAACAGGAGUUAUUCAAUGAGGGAUUAAAGUUUGCAGAUCAGGACUGCUUUGCACAUAGAUUUUCCAUUGGGGAAGUUACUUGACAUACAGUGGUACAUUAUGCAUUGGUACAUGAUGAACAUACGGGUUUUAUUUUGCUGUGAACACACAAGGAUACAUGAUUAUAUAUGUGUAUUUGUUGCAUGUGAGAUUAUUUGUUCUAAUAUGUGUAAGAGUCAGGUAAAGAAUUGUUAGGAGAUAUGUGGUGUUUGUGAGCAUACCAUAUGGGAGUGCUGAGAGAAGCCUAUGAUUAAAGCAGUGGUUCUCAACCUGUGGGUCCCAAGAUGUUUUGGUCUUCAACUCCCUGAAAUCCUAACAGCUGGUAAACUGUCUGGGAUUUCUGGGAGUUGUAGGCCAAAACACCUGGGGACCCACAGGUUGAGAACCACUGGAUUAAAGCCUACUUUGUAUAAUAAACUUGCUACGCAUAAGAAGCUGUCAAAGAGAAGAAUUUAACUUAGUCUCCAGCUUACUUUUUUGUCCUGUAUAGAGAGAACUUUGCUGUAAGAGGCUUUAACUGUAUGAUCAGCAACCUGCAGCCUGAAGUAGUAAUUAAGUCAAGGAAUGGCUUUACCAUCAUGUGUGCAAGAACUUUCUCACUUUUUCUCUGGAUACUCUUGGGAAUUGUAAGCACAGCCUAUAUUUACAAGCUAUGAGGAUUUUAAAAUGUUGCAAUUCUUUGGGGUUACUUCUGUCUGUUGAAAACCCACAUUUUGUGCAUGCCUACUUUUAAAUGAGUCAUUUCAGUAUGUUUCUUCAGAAAUCCUCAAUUCUUGAGGGACACUCCAUUCUCCUGUCUUGAUAGCUUUGCCACUUGUAACAGCUUCCUGGUAUCAAAUGCCCUGAUAAGUCAACUCCAUCUUGCAAUAAAGUGAAGUAUAUGUGUUCAUGAGUCAGUGUUAUAUAUAAAAAUGUGUACAGAUAUAUCUUACAUGUUACCAACUUUGAAUUCGGUGUUUCUGUUUAAAGUUAGGUGUUCUGUUUCCAGUUGCAAACUUUUUCCUUAUACCAGGAAAAUGCAUCCAAAUAUCUUACUGUGACUUGAUUAUAGUAAGAACAGUAAGGGGGGAUAUGAAAUUGUAACUACACCAUCAAUUGAAAUGUGGAUGGCUUUACACAUUUUGAGGUGAGAAAAAUGACCCUCUGGCAUGCGAGAUCCCAAUGUGAUGACUUGCUGUUUCAUAAUUAUGCUUCACGUGAAGAUUGAAUUCAAUCCCAGUGUUUAUCUGAUAUGUACUGGGUAAUGUUACGGUGGGUUUCUCUAUCUCACUUUAACCUGUGAUUAUUCCAUAUCACCAGGUAGAAUACACAUUAAUAAUUUAACUGAUGCACAUUUAACAUAACGUGUGUGUGUGUGAUUACUGUCAUAUAGUUUUAAUUCUGUAAUGUUUUCUGGGUGCUUUGUUCUUCUUUAAAAUUGUUUUCACCCUCAUUCAUCCCAUCAGUUUCCAGCAGUGUAAGUGCAAGUUAUGUCAUGUCUAACGAAAUUCUCGGAAAGCUGGCAAUGAUUGUAGAACCUGCAUUUUUCACACACUGUUUAUUAGAUUUUUGAAAAUCAUUGAUGGCCUAAAACAACAGUUCUCAUUUAUGUUCUUCUGUUGUAUAACUGCAUUCAUAACUAGUGAAGUAAAAUAAAAAAUUUCUGCUGUUAGAGGUAAACAUUUGAAAACUGGAUGUACUUUGUCCUGGUAACCUGGAAUGUUGAUUUCAAAAUAAAGCCAGUUGUACUAUA